UUCAACAGCAGAUAGCGACAAACAACGGUCUGACGCUACUGCCUUUGAAAUGGCGUUGAUGUAGUUCAAGAUGCCGUUAUUUGUAGUUAUUAUGGUCGUCUAGGUCGCUUCGGGUUCUAGCUUUCUGGGCAAGUGAAUUUUUGGACCUGGCCCCUAUAUUUGGGCAUUGCGGAGUUGAUACAUAAAUAUGUGGUAAAGCAAACUGCUAAUAAUACGUUGCAUAAUAAGGCCGCAGCUAACCCCGGCCUUGAGUGGGGAUUACAACGGCUUUUGAAUGCGUGGCCUGCCGCAGCUAGAUGUCGCAGGCUUCCACAGAAAUCCCAGUGUGCAUGUACCAAUAACAAGGAUCUGGAAGUGAAGCGACCAACUUGCAUCUCACCUCAGUUACACUGAUAUCAUUACUAGUACUACAUAGUGAAUAAAGCAGCCUGUUAAAGAGUUCUUCCAAUUUAAUUUAGAUUUUGACAUUGACAAUUAGUCCCCACUACCACACACACAGGCAAUAUGGCAUCGGUGCCAGUGUACUGCUUGUGCCGCUUGCCAUAUGACGUGACACGCUUCAUGAUCGAGUGUGACAUUUGUCAAGACUGGUUCCAUGGAAGCUGUGUGGGAGUAGAGGAGGACAAAGCAGCCGAGAUUGACCUGUAUCACUGCCCCAAUUGUCAGGUCACCCAUGGGCCGUCUGUCAGUCUCCCAUGUUCCACAGUGCGUAAACGCCGUGGAGGCAAUAAACAGACUGAUCAUGGUGCCAGUGGAGCAAGAGAUCCAAGUCGGCCUGUGAAAACGGGAAGCCCACAAUUUGUUAGGGAGCUACGGAGCCGCACAUUCCCAAAUGCGGAUGAAGUCUUGCUAAAGCCAUCUGGUGCCCAGCUGACCGUUGAGUUUCUAGAAGAGCAUUCUUUCAGUGUUCCUGUCAUGGUGCUGAGGCGGGAUGGCCUUGGAAUGACCCUUCCUCCAGCAUCAUUUGGCGUCAGUGAUGUGGAGCACUACAUUGGUGCAGACAAAGAGAUUGAUGUGAUUGAUGUGUCUCGCCAAUGUGACCUGAAGAUGCGGUUGGGAGAUUUUGUUGAAUACUACAACAGCCCCAACAGAGACAGGGUGCUCAAUGUCAUAAGCCUGGAGUUCUCUGAGACCAGGCUGUCAAACUUGGUUGAGACUCCAAAGAUUGUGAGGAAACUCUCGUGGGUGGAAAACCUCUGGCCUGAAGAAUCUGUGUUUGAACGCCCCAACGUGCAGAAGUACUGCCUAAUGGGAGUGAAGGACAGCUACACAGACUUUCACAUUGACUUUGGAGGCACCUCAGUAUGGUACCAUGUCCUGAGGGGCGAGAAAAUCUUCUACUUGAUUUCCCCCACUCCAGCCAACUUGGCACUUUUUGAGCGGUGGAGUUCCUCAUCUAACCAGAAUGAGAUGUUCUUUGGAGACCAGGUUGAUAUGUGCUACAAGUGCUCUGUCAAACAAGGAAACACUUUGUUCAUACCAACCGGGUGGAUUCAUGCUGUGUUGACUCCAGUGGACUGUCUGGCCUUUGGAGGAAACUUCUUGCAUAGUCUCAACAUUGAUAUGCAGUUGCGAGCGUAUGAAAUAGAGAAGAGAUUGAGCACAGCAGACCUGUUCAGAUUUCCCAACUUUGAGACUGUGUGCUGGUAUGUUGGAAAGCACCUUCUGGAUACAUUCAGAGGUUUGAGAGAAAACCGCAGACACCCUGCCACUUACCUGGUUCAUGGAGCUAAGGCCCUGAACAAUGCUUUCCGUGGCUGGACCCGUAAAGAGGCUUUAGCAGAGCAUGAAGUGGAAAUUCCAGAAACCAUCAAUACCCAGACAUUAGUGAAGGACCUGGCCAAGGAGAUUCGUCUGGUUGAAGAUAUCUUCCAGCAAAACAUUGGCCGCACUGGACCCCAGUUUCCUGGUUCACCUCUCUCUAAAGCUCCCCUGACCACUUCUCAGAAUUCAGGACGUCCCCCUGGGAAAAAAAAAGGACCGAAGCCUAAAGAGGGGAUAGGGGGUCUUGCAUCCCCAGGACCCAAGAAGAAGAAUCAAAAGGGUGUCCUUAAGGCAGAAGCAGGAGAACUAGACCUUAUUGAGAUCCACACCAAACAUACUCUCAAGAAAUUUCAACCUGGCAAAUCCAAAAACAAGAACAAGUUGGAAUUGCCUUUGGAGGAGUUUGAAGGGAAGUUGAAUAAAAGCAAACUGAAACUUGUGCUGACCAAUGGAAAAAUUCAAAGUAAGAAAGAUGGCAACAGUAAUGGUGCAGGACGUGCUGGAAACUACAAACAUCUUGCCAUGGAGGGAUCUAGUCUGUCUGACCUGGAGUCCGAGGAUGAGCUGCAGAUUGACGAGACCCCUCCUCCACGACGCAAACCUGCAGGACCAAGCAAGAAAAAGAAACUAAGCGGUCUUCCCAGGAAGCUGCCCAGAGCCAAACCGUGCUCCGACCCCAAUCGCAUCAGGGAGCCAGGAGAGGUAGACUUUGACAUUGAGGAGGAUUACACCACAGAUGAAGAGGCACUAGCCGCCCAUGGAGUGAAGGGUGGUGCGGGGGGCAUUCUGGACUUACUGAAGGCCAGCAAGCAAGUGGCAGGCUUGGACUCUGCAGCGCUCAGUGAGGAAGCCCCAGCCUCUCCCAGCACCCGAGAUGCGAUUCAGGGUAUGCUGUCCAUGGCCAACCCUCCUUCCUCCUCCUCAUCUUCUUCAUCUUCAUCUCCCUUGUCUAUUUCUGGUGGCUUGACCCAGGGUUUAGGGAAGGUCAAGGAUAAAAGUGGCAGGGCUGUAUGGGUGACUGGAGGGGUCAAAAAGACAGCAAAUCCUGAGAAGAAACCUGUCAUCCAGCGGCCUGGAAAACGGCCAAUUAAAAGGCCAGCCCGUCACCUAAGUGACGAGGAGAGUCCAGAUGAGCAAGAGACUCUGGGAACCUGUUUUAAAGAUUCAGACUAUGUUUACCCGUCCUUGGAGUCUGAUGAGGAGGACCAUGCUAACAAGGCUAAGAUGAAGCGGAAGAAAAACUGGGAUGACACGCCUUGGAGCCCAAAAGCCAGGGUAAUGCCCACCCUUCCCAAACAGGAGCGGCCAGCCAGGGAAGGGGCUAGAGUCGCAUCUGUGGAAACUGGUCUUGCGGCAGCUGCAGCCAAGCUGGCGCAACAGGAGCAGCAAAAGCCUGUGAAAAGGAAGUACACCAAAAAGCAGCGUCCGCCUGCUCCUGUCGUCACUCCCCCCCCUGUUCAGACUGAGCCAGCCCCACCCUCACCACCACCUGCUGCAGAGUCUACAGCAGACUUCAGCCCAGACAGAAGGAUGGACUACUUCUCUGCUAGCCUGUUGGAUCAUGAAUACACAGCAGGACCAGGGCCUUUUGGCCCUGGAGGCCCUAGAGGCAGUGGAGCCAUGGCCCCAGGUGUAUUCCUCACUUCACGUCGACCUUCACUGUCUCCGCAGAACAGCAGCUCUCAUUCUGGUACAUCCCCUGCAGGAUUAGCCAGCCAAGGCACAACAGGUGUUGGUCAAGGGAAACGUCCAAAGAAAGGACUUGCAACAGCAAAACAGAGACUUGGAAAAAUUCUGAAAAUACACCGCAACGGCAAACUUCUCUUGUGAGAGAUUCCACAUUUGUGGAAAUGUGGCUGAAGACUUUUAAGUGGGAAGGAAGAAAAUGGCUUUUGUGAAAGUAGGUCUGAAGGACAUAGAGAUAGUGAUCUAUAUUUUGUACUCUAGAUAAAUUUGUUUACUGUUUUCACCUGUUAUUGAACCUCAUUACAUCUUGUCCUUUGCUCUACCCAGCAAAAUCCCAACUCAUUCCACUCAUCAAUAUCUGCAUACAAGUGUUUUCACAGGCACAUCUGUGGUUUUAAACAACUCACUGUAAUGUGCUGGAUGAGCACUUAAAUGUCGUAGAUAAAUCUUAUUGAUCACAUUUGAUAUUGGCAAUGGGAAAUAGUGACUUGCAUUUCAAAAGGUGGACAUAGAUUAAAAUAGCUAGAAUAACCAGCAUUCUAAAUUAACUGAACCUAAUGUUUUCUUUAGUUUAAACUGUUUAAGUGGCGUUAUUUAUGCAGAAACAUUCUCCUGUCCAUCAUGAGUUUCAAAAGGGAAGAAAGAACACCAGUGUUCUAGUCAGGUAAAAUGUAAUGUCUGUAUAGCCCUCACACAAUCCCACAAACACACCCAUGAAGCGGUAGUGUUGUUAAGUUCACUUUUUACCUCAUUACACUUUCUUCUUCGGUAUAAUGAUUACAGAACACAAUCUCUAGUGUAUGCACAUGAUCAGCUCUUUGUAUGCCACAUCUAUUCAAUGUCCAGUUCUUUUUGAGGAAUUUCUCAUGUUUCUGAUGCUUGUGUAACUCCAUAUACCGUAGCUCUACACAUAAAAUAGACUGCACUUAACUGAUGCCAAGAGUAACAUCAUACGAUUCUAUUUAUUGUGAUCAUAUUUAUUUACCAGCAUUUUGCCAUCUCUUAGCCUGUUAUAACACAGAAUGUUUUCCCAAGUACAUCUUUUUGGUCCCUACUUUAAUUAUUUUCAACCACUUAAUACCUGUAAAAAAUUGUAUCCAUUGCAUUGUCAGAAUUUUUACAGUUUAAGUUGCAAUUGUAAAUAUCUGUAAUAUUUGUAAUUUAUAUAGCUUCAUUGGAAGAGCAAAAAAAUAUUGUGAGGAGGAGUCUAGUUUCCUGCAAAUUGCCAUAAUUUGUGCCCCAAGUGUUGGCAGCUUCUUCGGGCCAGAUCUAGAGAUGUGCUUUCUCUCCACAGAAUGUACUAGUGAUAAAAUGGCAGUAAUUUAGAUUUAACUGUGUGAAACCAUUGUGAAGGUGCAGGAUAUGAAUUGAUAUGUAAAUAUAUGUUGUAAUUUAAGUUCUUUUAUAGUUCAAAAACUUUGAAAUCUUUCUUAACAUAACUUGUACAUGAUACAUUGCUGUAUUUGGAAAAUAUCUGAAAUAGUUCAUUUUUUAUAUUUGUACGCAGUAAUUAUCAUGCUUAGUUUGUCAUGUUGUCUUGUCAGUGUAAUAGUGAGUUGUUCUGAAAAAAAAAGCCCCUGUUUUACUUCAUCCAUUUAGUUUUAUUAAUUAUUGUUGAUAUUCACUCUUGUGUUGGUGUGUACUGUGUGUUUUAAACAUGAUGUGUUUAAAUACGACCGGAACAGAUAAAAUAUACCUUGGGCAAAAUUUCUUUUUUCACGGAAUUUAUUUUAGGAACAUCAAAAGUGAGAUGUGUGGCUUGAAUUAAUGGGUUUCUGUUUACUGUGUGCAGGUAGCUCAGUUAUUACAGCAUUCACUGGCGUGGGAUUUAGGCAAAGUGUUUUGUAUUGGAAAGGCCAUCAUUAAGAUACAACAAAUAUUAUUGUCUUUUAUUAAACCCAUGUACUCUCAUCAAUGACAGAAAUCAGUUGAUUUCUUGCAAUGAAAUAUAAUUUAAUGUCAAAGCCACUUAAGAUCUUACUUUUCAAAUACUUGUGACAGUUUCCUCUGUUUUUGUUGUACUCACAAUUGUACUAUUUUCAUACACAAACAUUAUCCCCAUUGCUAAAUUUUGAGCAUUACUCACUGUCCAAAUAGGAGUCACAUGCAGUUGUUAUUAAAAUGUGCAGUCUUUA
Acanthopagrus latus (yellowfin seabream) is the source of this 5585-nucleotide messenger RNA. It is a transcript of the gene phf8, whose product is annotated as PHD finger protein 8. The transcript is spliced from 22 exons. NCBI's taxonomy places the organism in Eukaryota, Metazoa, Chordata, Actinopteri, Spariformes, Sparidae. The record is from RefSeq and is a predicted model, not a curated record. The coding region runs from base 505 to 3594 and encodes 1029 amino acids. Gene Ontology annotation, biological process: protein demethylation; regulation of transcription by RNA polymerase II. Gene Ontology annotation, molecular function: transcription coregulator activity; histone demethylase activity.